Molecule: messenger RNA, 3219 nt
Organism: Ctenopharyngodon idella (grass carp)
Lineage: Eukaryota; Metazoa; Chordata; Actinopteri; Cypriniformes; Xenocyprididae
Gene: dachc
Product: dachshund c
Exons: 11
Coding region: 618-2384 (588 amino acids)
Source: RefSeq, a predicted model, not a curated record
ACAAAGCGCCAUUAACUAUUGGAGUGCUGUUAUUAUUCAUUUCAUCUCGAGCAUGAAUUAAAGCAAUACGUCUGUCCUUUCAUAAACUUUGUGAUAAACUACGACAACUAAACAGCCUUUCACGCACUUGUUACAUAAUAUAACAAACUAGCAUAACUGUCAAUGACUGCAAAAAUAAACGUUCAGUAUGUAGUCUGUUGUUUUGUUUGUUUAUCUUUAGUGUGAAUAUAAAGGAAGCCUUGUAAACCACGCUCAACAAUAGCAAGAGUUCUUUUGAAGUUCAUUGUUUCGGAUGUACCUGUUCUGAAAGAAAGGAACACACGUGCGCGCUGUGUCUCUUCCAAACUCUCUUUGUUUCUUGGCUCCUCCUCCUGACCACAAUGUGACAGAUUCAACUCGUCCGAGCACCACUAGCGCAGCUCUUCACUUUUUCCCACUGUCACUAUCACGCUUUGAUCGAUGUUGUGACGCACAGACAAUAUCUCGUUUUUUUCCCCGUGCCAGGCUGAUUUUACUUUCCAAUCAAAACGGAAUUGUUUUUGUUGUUGUUUUAUUAACUCUCCUGUGAGAUAUUACUUUUGUUCGAAUACUUUAAAGACAUUUAUUUAGUGUUGAACAUGGCCACACCGGCUGCGCUGCUGCCCGCGACACCGAUGGCCCACGCGCCUCCAAUGUCGAUCGCCGCAGCUGUCAACUCCUCGACCCCGGCGACCCUCUCGCCCUCACCGUCCGUCACCCCAGCCGGACCGAGCAUCUUCAGAUCGGAACUUCUCUCCUCCGCGAGCCCGGGUAUCCCCAUUGGUAGCCUCCCGCACAAACCCGUGUAUUCCACUCCUUCUCCAGUGGAAAACACCCCUCAAAACAACGAGUGUAAAAUGGUCGAGGUCCGAGGCGCAAAGCUCGCGUCUUUCACUGUCAACGGCAACGAGCUCAUCUGCCUCCCGCAGGCGUUUGACCUCUUUCUCAAGCACCUGGUCGGUGGACUGCACACUGUGUACACGAAACUCAAACGUCUGGAGAUAACGCCUGUGGUGUGCAACGUGGAGCAGGUUCGCAUCCUCCGUGGACUGGGCGCGAUUCAGCCUGGAGUCAAUCGCUGCAAACUUAUAUCGAGAAAAGACUUCGAGGUCCUGUAUAACGACUGCACCAAUGCAAGCUCCAGACCUGGCAGACCUCCUAAAAGGACCCAGAGUGUGACAUCACCCGAGAGCCCUCACGUCCUGCCCCACUCCGUCUCUGGACUCAUGUCCUCAGGAAUGAUGUCUCACACUGGCCUAACAGCUGCCACACUUGCUGAAGCCAUGAAGAAGAAGAUCAAAUUGGAGGUGAUGAAUAGUUACCAUGGCAAUAACCACGGCACAGAUUCUGAGAACGGUGACAUCACCUCCAGCAUGGGUUUGGAACUGCCAUUCAUGAUGAUGCCACAUCCCUUGAUUCCAGUCAGUCUGCCUCCUGCCUCGGUCACCAUGGCGAUGAACCAGAUGAACCAUCUCAGCACUAUUGCCAGUAUGGCAGCUGCUGCUCAGGUCCAGAGUGCCCCAUCCAGAAUGGUGACGUCAGUUAUAAAGGAGCGAGUUCCAGACAGCCCGUCACCUGUACCCUCUUUGGAUGAUGGCCGCAGGUCAGGUAGCCACUUAUCCUCCAGACAGAGCAGCAGCGUGUCCAGCUCUCCUGCCCACACAGAGAGCUCUUCCGACCGGCCACAUUUACAUCAGAAUGGUCUUUCUCUUGGCCACGCCUUGUUAGGCCUGUCUCCAAGUGCACCACCAGGACCAAAAGAGGGGGAUCUGGCAACCCAUGACACAGGGCAUGAAACAAAGAGGGUUUCUACAGAAAAAGAAGAGAAUGUCCUUUGCACCCCAACGUCCCGAGACAGCUAUGAGAGAGUGUCUCAUUCCGGACCGACAUUACCCCCAGGAUUCCCUGCUCCGCUGCUCUUUCCCGAGGGCCUGUCCUCCAUAGAAACCCUCCUCACCAACAUACAGGGUCUGUUAAAGGUGGCUAUUGAUAAUGCGCGGACACAGGAGAAGCAGGUGCAGCUGGAGCGCACAGAGCUGAAGAUGGAGCUGUACAGGGAGAGAGAACUACGUGAGACGCUGGAGAGGCAGCUCUGCGUCGAGCAGAAAAACAGAGCACUCAUCCAGAAGCGGCUGAAGAAAGAGAAGAAGACCAAGAGAAAAUUGCAGGAGGCUCUGGAGGUCGAGUCUAAGAGAAGAGACCAGGCCGAGCAGACGCUGCAGCGGACGGCCUCCAGUGAGAGAUCACCUACUCAAAACGAUACUCCUCAACAUGAAAUGGAGACAAACCAUAACAGCAUCAAAACAGACACUGACAGAACAAUACAAGAUGGAAGGCUCUUUCUGAAGUCCACAAUGAUGUACUGAAGAACGAAGACAAGGAGUAAAUGCAUUCAUACUGUAUAGAAGAGACUGUAGUCAAUUGCCUGGUAAAUAACGUCUGCAGUUCUGCUGGAGGACUGAUGGAAGACAAUGAGGCAAUUUUAUAGGCUGUUGUCAGUGUGUUACAGCUCAAGGACUUGACAAGAUUAUUAUGGCCAUCGAAAGUCAGCAUUCAGCGUGAGCCAAGCUAUCGUCAUCAGAUGGCCGAGAAGAAAAUGGUAUCACAAUGCACACCUGGUUGGAUAACCAGGGAUUUUUCGCAACACUGAGACAUUAAAAACAUUUUAUAAAGCAUUUAAAUCUGCCUGACUACAGUGACAGAUGAAAUAUUCAAAUCAGACUUUGCCAUUUAAUGCCCUUCUAUCAUUUCACAUUUUGAGUCUAUUUCAAAGCAUCAUUUCCUGAAAGGAGGUGUCUGAAGAAAGAUUUCAAUUUAUUUAGUUAUUUAUCAAAUAUAGACACUGCAUUUAAAUGCGUAUUGUGUAUCUGUCUGUUAUUUCAAAAAGAAAGUAUAGCUGUCCAGAUUUUUUUUUUGUCAUUGUUGUAAAAGGGAUCAUAGCAGAAAUGUCUCAAAAUUCAUCAAAUAUGUACAUAAAAGUGUAGACAUGCUACUGUGCAUUGUACGCUGUAGAUUUAGAAAAUCAAUACAAACGUUUUUAAUAAGAUUUCUUGUAUCUAAGUUAUUUUUUGUUCAGUUGCCGUUUAUUAUCCUACCCGACAUGGAGAGCAUGCUGGCAUGUCGUUACUUCUGUCCUGUCCAUCUGGAAUACAAUAAAGAUUUUUCCCACAUGCUUUACGAGGGAGACGUUUCAAAAACUGA